Colletotrichum godetiae is the source of this 1154-nucleotide messenger RNA. RefSeq lists its product as uncharacterized. The transcript has 2 exons. Bases 249 to 983 code for a protein of 244 amino acids. The record is from RefSeq and is a predicted model, not a curated record. Gene Ontology annotation, molecular function: zinc ion binding. NCBI's taxonomy places the organism in Eukaryota, Fungi, Ascomycota, Sordariomycetes, Glomerellales, Glomerellaceae.
GAGGCAGGUACGGCGGAAGGAGGCUUCAAACGCACUUCACCUCCGCAUAUAUUCCCGACGUGGUCUUCCAAGUCUCUCCCACAACUUCAACCUUAAGGGACCUUUUCACGAUCUUUGUUCUCAUACUCUCUGCACUUCCCUUACCAAUCGUUACCGAGAGCAAUUUUUCUGAUUGCUAUCCGUUUGAGAAAGUCUAGUUCAGCAACCAGCAAAAGGCGUUGAAGAGCAUUCGUCAUUCAACAACCACAAUGUCCGCCUCUCUAUCUUCGGAGUUGUCGUCUCCUUCCUCCUCGAUUCAAGAAUCUACUCUCUACUCCGACUAUGGUCCAGACGAGAAGUUGAAGACCCAGAGCCAAGCCCACGUCAAGUCUACAACCAAAUCUGCGUCCAAGAAGUCUCCGUUUCUCAAGUAUCCGGCUGACAUCCAGCGUCUCACCCGACUUGGCCUUUGCACCUAUGGCAUCAACACGGGCCCAGUACCCGAUGACACAGACUGGGCCAAGCUCACUGUUGCCAUGCUCAGGGAGCAGCUCGUCAUGCGUGAGAUGCCGGACGAUGGGAAGAAGGGUGUUCUCGUUGAGAGGCUCGAGAACUUGAAGACGUACAAGCCUGAGGUCGUUGCUAUCAGAGAAGCCCCUGACGACGAGCCAUUCGGCCCUAUCUCCAGGAAUACCGGCAGCAAAGGCGAGAAGCGCUUCUUCGUGGACAUGAGUGACAACGGCCACGUUGGUUCUGUCAAGAAAGCAAUGAAGGAAGACAUGUUCGUGAUCAAGCAGUUCAACGAUCUCGAUAGUGGAGUCAGCUUCAGUCUUCGCGGGACCGGUCCGGAUACAUACGAUGUCACCAUCGGAGCCAAAACCUCGUGUACCUGCUCGAGCAUCAUGUUCCGACCCCGGAGUAAUUGCAAACACAUAAUCUGUCAGCUGAAACUCCACCGUCUAAGAGCCAGAAGCUUGGAAGGGCAUUGGUGCUAUGAGACAUGACUAUUGAAGGCGUGCGACUGGCUUCGAAAGGGCAGUCGGCAGAAGGCUUGACGGUGGAUUAUGUCCAAUGACUGUUCGCUUUUGAAGAGAGAGUCAUUUGUGGCGGAGUUUGGUGUUCACCGAAGGACUUCAUGGGCGGGAGACACGAACUGAGACGUGUCUCAGAUGUAC